UGGUUCCAUAGCUACCCAGACCGAAUGCCUAAACAGUCAGUGUAAAUAAAGCAGACUUCCUGGGAAAGUGGAAUCUCAAGAGACGUAUGGUGGAGCGUUAGGUUAGCUGCCAUCGUUGCUUCUGGACCUCUAAGCUACAACCAAAUAUCAUCCGACAAGACCUCUGCGUCUUGGAAAGGAACUGUGAUAUACUAGGAAGCUGUGCUUCAGUCAGGGCAGCACAAGAGAGAGAGCGAGAGCAAGGAGCGAGGGUACGUGCGAGAGAGGGAGAGAGAGAGAGAGAGAGAGAGAGAGAGAGAGAGAGAGAGAGAGAGAGAGAGGGAUAAAAAAAGAGAGGGAUAAAAAAAGAGAGAGCGAGAGUCAGUGGAGGAGAGUGAGCGAGGGAGGGAGAGAUAGGAGGAGAAAAUUCUGCUGAAAGGAAGCAUUUUUGGUGGAUGGGAUAAAACCAACCAUGGAAACUACAUCAGAAGAGAACCAAGAGCAGAGCCAGGAGAAAAAAGGUUGCUUUGAGUGCUGCAUCAAGUGUUUAGGUGGGGUGCCGUAUGCGUCACUGGUGGCUACGAUCCUGUGUUUCUCUGGCGUGGCCCUGUUCUGUGGCUGUGGCCAUGUGGCCCUCACCGGCACCAUCAGCAUCCUGGAAAACCACUUCUCCAAGAUCACCUCUGACCACGCCAUGCUGACCGACGUAAUACAGCUGAUGCAGUACGUCAUCUAUGGCAUCGCCUCCUUCUUCUUCCUCUAUGGGAUCAUCCUGCUGGCCGAGGGCUUCUACACCACCAGCGCUGUCAAGGAGCUGCACAGCGAGUUCAAGACCACCAUUUGCGGGCGCUGUAUUAGUGGGAUGUUUGUGUUCCUGACCUACAUCCUGGGUAUUGCCUGGCUGGGAGUGUUUGGUUUCUCCGCCGUGCCCGUCUUCCUCUUCUACAACAUGUGGUCCACCUGUGCCGCCAUGAGGUCACCAGUCGCCAACUUCACCAAUGUGGACUCUAUCUGCGUGGACGUCCGUCAAUACGGUAUCAUCCCAUGGAACGCUACACCAGGCAAGGCUUGUGGGUCCACACUAGGAGACAUCUGUAAUACUAGUGAGUUCUACCUGUCCUACCACCUGUACAUUGUAGCAUGCGCUGGAGCCGGGGCCACCGUCAUUGCUCUGAUCCACUUCCUCAUGAUUCUCUCAGCAAACUGGGCCUACCUAAAGGACGCCAGUCACAUGCAUGCCUACCAAGACAUCAAAAUGAAGGAAGAGCAGGAGCUGCACGACAUCACGUCUCGCUCAAAGGAAUGUCUCAAUUCCUACACAUAAGGAUUACGCCCUCGUCCACCUCUAUGACCACACACACACACACACACACACACACACACACACACACACACACACACACACAGCUCCUGUAACCUGCCAGCUGCCCUCACGCAGCGCAGUAAUACAGCUCCUAACAAACUAAAGCAUCAAUGUCGCUUUCUGCAACUAACCAAGACGUGUCGGAAACCUCUGUUUUGUGUUUUGUAUGUGAAUAUAUUUUUGUUUUUAUUUUUCUAAAUUGUCGAAUAAGAAAAAUAUGCAGUUUUGAAAAAUUAUUUUGAUCUGUCCUUUUUUUGCUUUCUUCCUAAUCGGUCUUCGCUGGUGAAGCUUGAAACAUUGCACUAUUCUAACACAAGAACGUAAAGAAAUAGUGAAACUUGUUUUUAGAGUGUUCUGUUAUGAUUCUGGCCUGACUGUUGGCCAUUUAUGAAUAAGGGAGAGCAGGAAGUUCGUGUCAGCGAGAAGAGAAUCCAUUUUUUUUUUUUUUUAAAUCAUAGAUGCGGUUUUGAUAACACUUCAUAGCACAACAUGAAACGCCUUACAACAUCAGUUCUAUUAAAGUAGUGCAACGUGUUGUUUUUAAUUGCACACAAGUUUGGUCCUCCUGGCUUUGAAUGGAGAGAAUAUAAGGAAGAGAAAUAUGAAGGUACAGCAACAUUCCAUUGUAGAACAGAACAUGCAUUGGUUGGCUUCAUUGACAAUUUAUGUUACCCCUCUGCCCAUUAAAACUAUGUUAGGUUUAGAUUAAUUUUCUCUUGAUAGUAGUUUUCCUAUUUUAGGGCUGACAUUUAGUUUAAUGCUAAUUCUAGUUACAUUCGUCACAUAAAUAAUGAUGCAAAAUACUAAUUCCCUCAGGGGUACAAUAGUGGGCCUACGUAGUUACUUUAGCUACAUACACAUGUAUUUUACUUAACCACGUGCCCAUGUGACUGUACGCGAAACCGUAGUGGUUUCAGAUUUUAGUUUUAGUCCUUUUUGAAGGGAGGAAUCCCUUACACUAAAAUACAUGCAAAGGUCGUUUUUUCUCUUAGACUUUAAUUUUUAUUUUUAAACUCUGGCAAGUGAAUGGUGCCAAUAACAAUUCUACUGUUAGACUGACCAAAAUAUCUCAUCUUAAUACAUCACCAAAGUGUGAUAUCAUGGGUAAUAAUUAGUAUCAUUUUUUUUUUAAAUGCAGCAAUUUAAAAUGUCAUGGUUAAUGUCUUUGUGAGAUGAAAAAUAAAUGUCAAAUUUGACAAUAGAGCGUGAGGAUGGUAUACUACCCUGUUGGACAGAGGGGGCUUGUAUAUUCAAAGUAUUGUUGGGAGGAAUAAAUGCUUCCUAUUGUAUAGUGUAUGAUCUCCCACAGUUCAUUCCAAAUCCCCAGGUGACUUGAAAUUCCCCUUUGCGACUGUUAAAUGUUCAUCCCUAUAACUACAAGAUACAGGAUGCUUCCAUUAUACUUGGUUGAGAAAAAAAUCUGUCUGUACCGAAACAUUUGAUAUAAUGUGAUGUGCUUUGUUACCAUGGCAGACCUUACAACUUAGACAGUACAAGUGAAAUGUGUGAACGUUAUCCCUUCUACAUCCAGGCUAACUCAGUCUUAGGAUGUGGAUCUACAAACAAAAUCUGUGCUUGUAUGUGUACAAUGUAAAGAUGUUACAAGUCAGGAAUCUUUUGGUGAUGUUUCAAUCUUGUUUUGUUUUUUUAUUGAAUAUAUAACCACUUAAAAAAGAACAACAAAAAAAAAGUUUCAAAACCUCUUGAAUUGCAUUUCAGCAUUGUUUUUGACAUGCAAUUGUGAAAAUACUGACAAUUACUGAUGUAAUCUUUUUCUUUUAGGUAGAGAAGACACAGGGAUAUUGAUGUUAAUUCAUUAUUGCAUGAAGGAGAAAACUGUUUCUGCAGUGAUACAGGUGAUGUGUAGUCAUAUGUACUGACAACUAUCGUAGGCAGUGUUUGCCUGUUUCCUUUUCUUUUUUCUAACAGAGAACCAAUUAAUCCAUUGUAUGUCCAUUGUAUGUCAUCGUAGUCCUAGGCGUUUCCAAGUAUGCGAAUCCUCUAUAGUAUUUUGUAACCUAAUAGUGUACCCCAUUUUUUUUCUAUGAGUGUCAAGGGCCUCCUUGUGAAUUUAUUUCAGAUGAUACUUAAUGCGUCACAGUAUUAUGAAUAUUAAUCAUCACCAUAUAAUUGAAAAUGGCAAUCUGACCAUGAAUACGGUUCAGGCAAAGUUUAAGCCACUGUAAGUCUUGAUUGACAACAUCUUGUUUUGUGAACAAAGUGGUCUCAGAAAUAUUGUAGAACAGACGCUAAAGUGGCCUGCAGGAAGAUGGCUGAUGUGAAGUGAAUGACUUUGAUCAUGCAGUCUCAUUAUACAGCAUUUCCUGUGUAUAAAGUACCAACAAAUUAUAGAAAUGGCUACUGAUCAAUCACCAGGAGGACACCAAUCCAACAUCCUGUCUGACUGGGAUCCCCUCUGACAUCUCUCUCUCAACAAGCCUGUUAACUGUUUUUAUGAAAAUAAAGAAAUACAAAAAUGAACUCCA
This is a messenger RNA of Oncorhynchus mykiss (rainbow trout), 3828 nucleotides long. RefSeq names its product neuronal membrane glycoprotein M6-b. Lineage: Eukaryota; Metazoa; Chordata; Actinopteri; Salmoniformes; Salmonidae. Gene Ontology annotation, biological process: axon development; central nervous system myelination. Gene Ontology annotation, molecular function: structural constituent of myelin sheath. Gene Ontology annotation, cellular component: myelin sheath; plasma membrane. The record is from RefSeq and is a predicted model, not a curated record.